Molecule: messenger RNA, 769 nt
Organism: Thunnus maccoyii (southern bluefin tuna)
Lineage: Eukaryota; Metazoa; Chordata; Actinopteri; Scombriformes; Scombridae
Product: GTPase IMAP family member 7-like
Exons: 3
Coding region: 1-624 (207 amino acids)
Molecular function (GO): GTP binding
Source: RefSeq, a predicted model, not a curated record
AUGGAAGCAGAAACCAAAUCUGUCAAUGGAAGAAGCAUCACCUUGAUCGACACUCCUGGUUUCUUUGACCCAGGCAGGUCUGAGGAGGACAUGAAGCCUGAGAUGGUGAGGUGUAUCACUGAGUGCGCUCCUGGGCCUCAUGCUUUUCUCAUUGUGCUUAAAGUGGAGAAAUUCACCGAGCAGGAGAAAGCUGUCAUCACAAAAAUGUGUGAAUAUUUCUCUGAAGAUGCUUUCAAAUAUGCUGCAGUUGUCUUAAGCCAGGGUGACCAGCUCCCAGAAGGGAUGAAGAUUGAAGAGUUUGUCAGUGAAAGUGAGCAUAUGAGUGAUCUGGUGAAUAAGUGCGGCGGCCGGUGCCACGUCUUUGAGAAUAAAUACUGGAAGAUCAAACAGCAGGAUGAAUACAGGAGCAACCAGUUCCAGGUGGCAGAGCUGCUCAACACCAUAGACAAGAUAGUGAUGGAAAACAAUGGAGGCUACUACACCAAUGAAAUGCUGCAAACAGUGGAGAGAGAAAUACAGAAAGAGGAAGAGCGCAUCAGACUGUCAUCAGGAAAUAUGACACAGGAAGAGAUCAGACAGCAGGCUAAAAGCAGAGUCCUUGGGAAGCAUUUGAAUGAACAUUGAAGCAGAAUCCAACAGAUGUUAAUUUAGACUUCUGCCUUGAUAGAAGUCCUCGUGUCUAUGCUUCAAACGUUGUGGUGGUUCCUGUCAAAUGAAAAGCUAACUACUGUGAGUUACUGUUUAAUAAUAAUCAGAGUAAAUAAGAAGU